Molecule: messenger RNA, 2381 nt
Organism: Colossoma macropomum (tambaqui)
Lineage: Eukaryota; Metazoa; Chordata; Actinopteri; Characiformes; Serrasalmidae
Product: kelch repeat and BTB domain-containing protein 13
Exons: 4
Coding region: 483-2135 (550 amino acids)
Molecular function (GO): protein binding
Source: RefSeq, a predicted model, not a curated record
AUCUUUCCUACCAUCGUUCAGCAUUGCAGCAGUCUAGUGUCUGGUGAUCCAGCAUGUCUGUGCUGUGUCCUGUUUCAUUCCAAUGCCAUGGGCACUGGACAUCCUAAAAUAGCUCUGCUCUUCCUGCUUCUGCUCCACAGCAGACAGACUCCAUACUGAGCUGUUUGUGCCUAAUGGAAAGAAGCCUUCAAAACAAACAGGCCUGCUUUGAGAGACAGACCGGGGGACUGAACUGAUCUACUAGCCAGAGACUGAAUAAGGUGACCUGGGCUCAGAGUUAUAGCAAGGCUUAACAUUUACUAGCCUUUGGCCAAUGCAAUAGAACAGAGAAGUAGUGUGAGUGACCACUUUGAAAAACAUUUCAAAUUUCAAAUUUCAAAGCCACUUUUUGCAUUUAUCAUCCUUUUUAUAUUUUUUUGUCAAUUAUAUGGACUACAAGCAGUUCAUCUAGUGCAACUGUGCUCUGCAGUGAGUCAAGAGGUAUGGAUGCACUCUGGCAGGCUGUAUCAACAUUGUUACUCUGUCUAGGCUCAUGGGUAAAGUACAGCAUAGCCUAUAUUCAGAAGAGUUUAGGGUUUGAGGGUGGUUUAGCCUGGGUUAAGUGGACUUUGGCCAGGUUUGGAGUGUGGGAUCACUCUAAUGUUGAUUCACUGAGAUGUGAGCCUAAUGGCAGUCAAACAGAGGCAUGGAGAACGGACCAGGAGUCCAGGACCUAUCGUUACCAUGGUAAUGGACCAAUGGUUGCUGUGCAGACCAGCACGCACAUUUUCUAUGUUGACCUAGAAAGGCUAGCAGACUGUAGUGAGUAUUUCAGGGCUUUGUCUCACUCCUGCAUGAGAGAGACAGAAGAGCAUCUAGUGAACUUGGCCCACGUGCCCUCCAGGGUGUUCCACAGCCUCCUGCAGUUCUGCUUUCUAAAUAGAUUCAGUGUACCAGAGAACCUUAUUGAGGAGCACUUGCGGGUGAGCACCUAUCUGUUGGUCCCAGGCUUUACUAGUUGCUUGUUGAGGGCCCUCUUAGAGACCCUCACGGAGCACUCCUGCCUGGCUUAUCUGCAGUUGGCUGAGGAGCUGUGCAGCGUUGAACUCCAGGAGACUGUGCUGACCUACCUGAGCAAGAACCUUCUGGAGCUUCCCUGUCUGAGCAGAAACAUGGAACUCCACCUGCAGCAGGAGCUUCUGCGGAUGCGGUCGCGGAGCACACCGCGGCUGUGCUGCCUGAGAAAAGAGAACCUGAUCUCACGAGACAACCAGGAAACGAACACUGCGAGGAGGCUUUUCAGACUGGAAGAGGAGGAUGGGAAAUGGAGUUCUAUUACAGAGCUGCCCUUCAGCGCAGAUAAGUGGUGCUUCACCACAGCUGUCCUGUUUAAUUAUCUUUACCUCAUUGGGGGCUUUCGGCGCCGCACAAAGAGGGGGUAUGAGUUUAAGAUGGCAUCCUUCCGUUAUAAUCCACUGACAGAUCAAUGGGUGUCAACGGCUCCUCUCAUAAAGCACAGACGCCAUUUCAGUGCAGCAGUGUGUGAAGGCCAUAUCUACGCUGUGGGGGGCUGGUAUCUGGACUCCCUGUUGGCCCCCGAUUCCACCACAGGAGUGUAUACAGCUGUGGAGCGAUAUGACCCCUGGGCAGACUGCUGGGCUUUCGUCUCUUCUCUUCCUCUAACAGACUUCCAGUUUACUCUUUCCCUCUCUCACGACUCCCCGCUGACCACCAGCCUCGGAACCUGUCUCUAUGUGCUGGGGAACAUCCAGAGAACAGGGGAGAAACUGGUGCUACGUUAUGAUACAACCCAAGAUUGCUGGAGUGAGUUAUACCCCACCCUCACCCGUGCCAGUGCUGAUAUCCCCAUCCUCCACUUCCUGGGAUCCACUGACAGGUUGAUCGUGAUCGGUGGAAACAAUUUUGAAACUGUGGUGACGUCCUUUUGUGUGGACACUCAGAAGUGGGGUCAGAUCAGAAGCAUGGAGAAGACGGCUCUGAUCGGUCAAGGCACAGUGUUCAACAAUGAGGUUUACAUAUCAGGAAAUCAGGAGGACAUUAUUUUUCGGCUGAACAUUCACUCUCUGUCUCUCUCUCUGCUCCCCCCACUCCCCAUCUCCACCUGCUAUGAGAGCUUUUUUCACCUCUGCUUCUGAAUCAUGUACUAUAUUCAUUGUCAGCACCUUACAGGGGCAGCAUAAGGGUGCAUACAGGUAUGAUGUAAUGCAUAGGUUGUUUAUUAAAUAUAUUCUGAACUUGACCUGACUGGGACACUAAAACAUCUGCUGAAAACACAUGUUAUUUGUAGUAGCACCACCUCACGAGUUCACUAUUGUUUCACUGUUACAGUUCUGUGAGAAAACUUAAAAUGGUUAUCUACCAAAUAAAACUUGGCUGCUGAA